CUCUACAUCCUCAUGCAUGCUCUAUAAAUAAGCAUGCAAGCAUUAUCUUCUAACAGGAAUCCGAAUACUUCUCAAUUCUCCUUUGAUCAAACCAUUUGCUACGUACAUUUGACUAAAAUGGCUGAAGCACUUGUGGCCGCGGCUUUAAAGCAGCUAGCCGACGUAAUGGAACAACAAGUGAAGCUUGUAAUGGGUGUAGAGGAAGAAGCAGAAAAACUUGGAAGCAAUCUCCAAUCCAUCCAAGGUGUACUGGUUGAAGCAGAGAGACGACAAUUCGAAAACCACGCUAUCAGACACUGGUUAGAUAACCUGAAGGAAGUGUCCUAUAGCAUCGAUGAUGUUCUUGACUCCUGGAACAUAGAGAUUCUCAAAGAACAGAUUGAAGAAGAUCAAGAAUCUGCUUGCAGUUGGUUCAGGACACAAUUCCUUCAGCUCCCCACUCUCAAACAAGUAUGUUCAAUCUUUCCCAUCUCUUGCUUUUCUUGUUGUGAAACUGGUCAGCGAUAUAAGAUUGCUCGCGAGAUUAAGAAACUAAAUCAACGACUAGAUGACAUUGCCAAAGAAAGAAAGAGGUAUGAUUUUGAUUUAACUUACAGGGGGGAUGAGCAAAUUAAACCACUUGUAGUUAACUCUGCUAUUGAUGCAGCUGAAGUAAAGGGUAGACAGGAGGAGAAAAAUACUGUUAUAAAAAUGUUAGUGGGUAGUGAGAGUGUUAAUAAGUUAAACCUCCAGGUAGUCUCUAUAGUAGGGAUGGGAGGACUGGGAAAAACUACUUUAGCCAAGCUAGUAUAUAAUGAUAGUGAGGUAGAAAAGAACUUUGAGAGUAGAAUAUGGGUUUCUGUCUCAAAACCCUUUGAUGAGAUUAAGAUUGCGAAAGCAAUUCUUGAAAUUCUUAUUAAUGCUGCUUCAGUUCUUGUUGAAUUUGAAGCUAUAAUGCAACACAUAAGAAAAUUACUCAAGGGGAAAAGGCUUUUACUUAUCUUGGAUGAUGUGUGGGAAGAUGGUCCUAGCAAGUGGGAGCAAAUGAGAGAUUCUUUCAUGUCUGCUUCACUAGGAAGUAGUAUUUUGGUGACCACACGAGAUGAAAGUGUAGCAAUGAACAUGGGUUGCACUGGAGAUCGCCUAUUUAAACUAGGAAAUUUGUUCCUGGAGGAAUGUUGGUCAAUUUUUAGUGAAAUUGCAUUCUUUGAAAAGAACAAUGAUGAGAGAGUACAAUUAGAAGCAAUAGGUAGGGAAAUUGUAAAGAAAUGUGAUGGUUUACCUCUUGCUGCAAAAACUCUAGGAAAUCUUUUGCGUUUUAAGGAUUCACGGCAAGAGUGGCAGAGUGUAUUGAAUAGUGAGGUGUGGGAACUAGAAGGGUUAUGGGAAAAAAAUAGAGAAACUCAAAGUGGUUUUGCUUCUUUAUGGUUGAGCUAUUAUGACUUGGUUUUAGAAUUGAAACCAUGCUUCUCUUAUUGUGCUAUCUUGCCAAAGGACCAUGAGAUUAAAGGAGAUAACUUGAUUCAGCUGUGGAUGGCUCAAGGUUAUCUUAGGCAAACACAUGUAGAUGACAUGGAGAGGAUUGGUGAAAAGUACUUGCACAAUUUAGCUGGCCAUUCUUUUUUUGAAGUUGUGCACAAAAUUGAUUGUGGUCAUGUAAUGAGUUGUAAAAUGUAUAACAUAGUGCAUGAUUUUGCUCAAUAUAUUGUAAAGAAUGAAUGUUUUAGCAUUGAGGUCAAUGAUGAGGAAGAGUUGAAGAUGAUGUCUCUUCAUAAGGAAGUUCGCCAUUUAAGGGUAAUGCUUGGGAAAGAUGUUUCAUUCCCCAGCUCCAUUUACAGGCUAAAAGAUCUGCGUACUCUCUGGGUUCAAUGCAAAGGGAACUCAAAGGUCGGAGCUGCACUAUCUAAUUUAUUUGGCAGAUUGACUUGUUUGAGAUCCUUAAACCUGUCCAACUGUAACCUUGCAGAAAUUCCAUCAUCCAUAUGUAAACUCAUCCAUUUGAGACAAAUUGACUUGUCUUACAACAAGGAUUUGAAGGGGUUGCCUGAAGCAUUGUGUGAAUUAUGCAACUUGCAAACCUUGAAUAUGGAUGGCUGUUUCAGCUUAGUAAAACUGCCACGUGGCUUGGAGAAACUAAUCAACCUGAGGCAUCUGCAUAAUGGAGGUUUCGAAGGAGUUCUGCCUAAAGGAAUCAGUAAAUUAACUUGUCUAAGAUCAUUAAAUCGGUUCAGCAUUGGACAGAACAAUCAAGAAGCCUGUAAUCUUGGAGACCUGAAGAACUUAAACCACCUUCAAGGAUGCUUAUGUAUAAUGGGGUUGGAAAUUGUUGCUGAUGUGGGUGAGGCGAAACAAGCAGAACUCAGAAAAAAGACGGAAGUCACUCGUUUGGAACUGCGGUUUGGCAAGGGGGACGCAGAGUGGAGGAAACAUCAUGAUGAUGAAAUACUGCUAGCCUUAGAGCCAUCUCCAUAUGUGGAAGAGUUAGGAAUAUAUGACUACCAAGGCAGGACAGUGUUUCCUAGUUGGAUGAUUUUCUUAAGUAAUUUGAAGACAGUUAUUCUCACUAAUUGCAAAACCUGUGAGCAUUUGCCACCUCUAGGAAAGCUGCCUUUCCUUGAAAAUCUUCGAAUAUGGGGUAUGGAUGGAGUCCAAAAGGCUGGUCUUGAGUUCCUAGGAUUAGAAUCUUCCUCAUCUUCAUCGUCAGGUAUUGCAUUCCCAAAACUGAUAAAUCUACGAUUCAUGCGAAUGCGAAAUUGGGAAGUAUGGGCAGAUGAUUUUAUCAGAAUGGGAGAUGAAGAAGAUAGUACUAAAAUAACUAUAAUGCCACAACUUCGCAGUCUGUCAUUCGCGUGGUGCUCCAAGUUGAAGGCAGUGCCAGACCAGUUUUUACGGAAAGCAACACUACAGGAGUUAACAUUGACUUGCUCUCCUGAGUUGAAACGAGCUUACCAGAAGGGGAUAGGACAGGAUUGGCACAAAAUCUCUCAUAUUCCUAACAUCAAAAUCUGGAAUUUUGGAGAGAAGCGGCUGCUGACAUUGCUAGAGGAGAGAGGAUUGAUACAUCAUGGCUGACAUCAAGAAAUGGCAAACUCCUUCGUUCUGGAUGCUUCAGAAUUGGCGGAAAGUGAUUUUUGAAGGUGAUGCGAAGAAGGAUCAUUCAAUGUGCAAAGAAAGUUGUUUCGAGUCAUCUUCUUAGAUAUUUCUUCUUCCAUUUCUAGUUUUUCAGCUAUUAUUUUCUUGUAUAUUCCUAGAGUUUAAUGGUUUGCCUCAUGAAGUGGCCAAACCACGUUUCUUUCCCUCUAUGUAACUCUCUUCUAUCAUCCACUAAUGGUUGGUAAAGGAUGCGUUUGGAUAAAUAACAGUUUGCAUUAUUUUUCAA
Ricinus communis (castor bean) is the source of this 3358-nucleotide messenger RNA. Its product is annotated as putative disease resistance protein RGA3. Bases 34 to 3051 code for a protein of 1005 amino acids. The transcript has 3 exons. Lineage: Eukaryota; Viridiplantae; Streptophyta; Magnoliopsida; Malpighiales; Euphorbiaceae. Gene Ontology annotation, biological process: defense response to other organism. Gene Ontology annotation, molecular function: ADP binding; protein binding. The record is from RefSeq and is a predicted model, not a curated record.